Molecule: messenger RNA, 486 nt
Organism: Saprolegnia diclina VS20
Lineage: Eukaryota; Oomycota; Saprolegniomycetes; Saprolegniales; Saprolegniaceae
Exons: 1
Coding region: 1-486 (161 amino acids)
Molecular function (GO): metal ion binding
Source: RefSeq, a predicted model, not a curated record
AUGAGAAACAUCGAGGCCCUCAUGGCCUUCUUACCGGAAGAAGUGCUGCUCGCCCUCUUCCAGGGGCGCCCACCUGCCGGUCCGCCCCGUGUCGUCGACUUGACGCACGAGAUCCCGUCGCCCGCGCGCGCUCGACCCGCGGCGAGAGAGGCGCCUCCCGCCAAGAAGCGCAAGCGGUCGAAUGGCAAGGCGCCGGCCGCCUCACCGUCGCCUCUCGUGCGCAGCGACGGAAAGGCCGUGCGCUUCGACCCCGUCCACAUGGCGUCGGCCGACUGCACCCAAGUAUGCAUGGACAACGCGGUCGCGAUGGAGCAGUACAAGCAGAACGCAUUCUGCUCCAUUUGCCUCGACGAGUUUACCGAGCUCGCGUCGACGUCGUGCGGCCACCUCUUUUGCGCUCCGUGCGUCAGCAACGCGGUCGCGGUCAACGGCAAGUGCCCGCUCUGCCAGGCGACGCCGGUUCAAAUCCACCUGCUGCACAUGUAG